Molecule: messenger RNA, 1653 nt
Organism: Phlebotomus papatasi
Lineage: Eukaryota; Metazoa; Arthropoda; Insecta; Diptera; Psychodidae
Exons: 3
Coding region: 1-1653 (550 amino acids)
Molecular function (GO): catalytic activity
Source: RefSeq, a predicted model, not a curated record
AUGUCGGACGGAUUGCACCGGAAACGACCUACGCGAGACAAUGGACAAGCUGUUGCUUCAACCGCUGGUCCCGGGGUCGGAGGGCACCAGAGUAACGGAAGAGGCUCUGGAGUGACAUCAGGUUUGACAAGCCUACCACGACGACAACGGCACUUCAGAAUGGCUACAUGGAAUAUCUUUUCACUCACAGGGAAGCACCAGGAGCUUAAGAGCGAAGCAAAAAGAUUCCAAUUAGAUAUAAUUGGUGUUUCGUCUACUAAGCAAAGAGGUAGUGGAACUGUGGAUCUUGAGGAAGGGUGGCAACUUUUCCUGUCCGGAGUGGCACCGGAAAUGUCUGCACAGGCGGGUGUGGGGAUACUCACAAGCCCUCGGCUGUCAGACAGGGUUUGUGAUGUCUGGACACACAGUGGAAGAGUGAUGGGUAUCAAGAUCAAACUUGAGAGAUCUUCCCUGGCGGUGUUGCAGGUGUACGCACCGAACGCAUCGUCAGAGUACCCAGCUUUCCUAGAUGAAGUGGAGGAAGUCCUGAAUAAGGCAUCUUCUGAAGCGGAUUCAGUUGUGUUGUUUGGGGAUUUCAAUGCCCAUGUUGGUGUUGACUCUGAGACAUGGAGGGGUGUGAUUGGGAAGAACGGGGAUAAGACACAGGAGAUUCAUAAAUACACCUGGGAAGACACAAAACGAGGACUUAAGUCAAUAAUUGACUUUGUCCUGGUACCCGGUGUUGAUAGAAGAAUUGUCCAAGACGUUCGAGUUUUUAACAGUGCUGAACUGUCAACUGAUCACCACCUGCUCUUUGCAAAAAUUAACCUCAACGAAGAUCCUCCCGCUCUACCUAAGGGUAAGAGCAAAGUGCUUAAAUGCAUUAGGUGGGAGAGUCUCAAGAAGAAAGACGUUGAGGAAAAAUUUGUGAAGGGCAUACAGGAAAGGUUUGAACAAAUUCCACAGUCUCCUUCUGACAUAGAGGCUGAAUGGGCCUGCUUCCAAACAGCCAUUUUGGCCUCGGCUACAGAAGCUUGUGGCGUUAAGCGCAUUAAUGUGACGAACAACGUGAAACGGUCAUCUUGGUGGGGAACACCGGGAGUAAAAGAAGCCGUUGGAGAGAAAAAGAAGGCUUACAAGUUGUACAUACAAUGUAAGGAUUCUGAUUCUCGUGAUCGUUAUGUUGAGGCGCGAAAGGCUGCAAAGCUCGUAGUUAAAGCCGCUAGAGAGGAGGCGUGGAAAAAGUUCGGUGAAAAGCUGGAGCUUGACUAUAGGUCGGCAAACAAAACUUUCUGGCAAACAGUCCGAAGACUCCGAGGGAAGAAGAGCAAUUCCAUCCAAGGAGUAACAUCCAAGGAAGGGAAUCUUCUGACCAAAGAGGAAGAGGUUUUAAAUCGCUGGAAAGAGUACUUCUCAGAAUUGCUCAAUCCUCAGCAAGGCACUGAUGAUGACGUACCCAGGAGUAAAGGCAGGGAGGAAAGUAGUCCUUCAGAGAGUGAAGUCCUGUAUGCGAUUAAAAAAAAACCAACCACUUGUGCCUCCCUGCAGCAAUCCCACAGAAAGAAGAUUCUGAAUCAUUUUCAUGGGGGAGUUGGAGAGGUGCGGUUGGAGAAGAAGAUUGGGCGAUUGCUAAAUGGAUUCGAGGUCGAUACAGUGAUGUGGUUGUGUAUUUGA